AUGUCUUUCCGAGAAUUUAUCCUCAAUUUUGUUACAGGUGUCUCUACUAAUAUGAGAAUCGAACAAGUUGCCACCUGCGCACGUUCCGAUUGUAACAGGCCCGUGUACACGGAAGCGGAUGGAUACGCACAUCCUUAUUGUAGCAAGACUUGUGCUUCAAUUUACAAGGCGAAUGUCGGAAAAUGUUCUAACUCUGAAUGUCGUAAACUUAAAUAUGUGGAAGCCGACGGAAAAGUCUUCGACUAUUGCGGACGAACUUGCGCUCAAAUCCCAAGAAAAUGUGCUCGAGACGGAUGCAAAAAUUCAAAAUAUAUUCAACCCAAGAGAAAAAAUUUUUAUUUAUUUUGUAGUCCUGCGUGUUAUUGGAAAGGUUCCGACUCUUUGGUUUCCACGAAAAUCACUCCACUCUCUACCAAUAAUUUGGAUUACAUCCGUAUUCAACGAAGGUUCUCAUCUGCAUUGCCUCAGGUCACAAUUUUAGGAAUUCUACUCUUGCAGAUGCCAAGUAACAUUGUUAAGGCUCAUAACGCCUUGAAAAGUAACAUGGCCGCCUCGGGAAGUGCAUUGUACAAAAUGUAUCAUGGCACAAAGUCUACUUGCGAUCCUGUAAAUCUGAUUUCCCGCAAAGAACCGACAUGUAAUGCAGGUUGUGGCGUCUGCGGGAUCAUUAGAGAAGGAAAUAAAACUUCUUAUUCUCGUAGUGGUGUUAACCAAAUGUGGUUCGCGAAAUCUCCCGCCACUUCUAUUUCCUACACUUAUGGAUCCAAUAAAGCAAUUUUUUGUGUGGAUAUUAUUUCUCCCACUCCUCCUACCGACUAUAUAAUUGUUAAUUCCAAUGCGUCUACAUUGCCACGAUUUUUGGUCAUCUUUCGUUAA
Acaulospora morrowiae is the source of this 876-nucleotide messenger RNA. NCBI's taxonomy places the organism in Eukaryota, Fungi, Glomeromycota, Glomeromycetes, Diversisporales, Acaulosporaceae. The record is from the annotation of a GenBank genome assembly.